Mytilus californianus (California mussel) is the source of this 1708-nucleotide messenger RNA. RefSeq names its product tRNA-specific adenosine deaminase 1-like. Bases 62 to 1693 code for a protein of 543 amino acids. Gene Ontology annotation, molecular function: adenosine deaminase activity; RNA binding. Gene Ontology annotation, biological process: RNA processing. NCBI's taxonomy places the organism in Eukaryota, Metazoa, Mollusca, Bivalvia, Mytilida, Mytilidae. The transcript is spliced from 10 exons. The record is from RefSeq and is a predicted model, not a curated record.
CGGAAUAAAUCCGUUUUUUGUUAAUAUUACAAUACCUACAGUAUUUCCGAUGUCUUGACAAAUGGAUGAAGAAUUUGCGGACAGAAUUACAAACCUUUGUUAUCAAAGAUAUAAACAACUACCCAAAAAAGGGAAGGGACAACCUGGAAAGGAAUGGACAGUUUUAGCAGGAAUAGUUAUAACCACAAAGAGUGAUUUUUCUGAUCCAGAAGUCAUUGCAGUAGGAACUGGAACUAAAUGUUUGGGGAAGUCUCAACUUAGUCAUUCUGGUGACAUUGUGAAUGACAGUCAUGGAGAGGUUUUGGCUAGAAGAGGUUUUAUAUUAUAUUUAUACCAACAGCUAAUGAUGGUGUAUAAAGGGGAGACAAGUCAUAUUUUCACUUCACCUGAUACUCAGACAUUGAGAUGUCAUUUAAAGGAGAAUGUACAGUUUCAUUUCUUCUGUAGUCACACACCUUGUGGCGAUGCCUCUAUCUUCCCCAUAAGAAAUGAAGAGAAGGAAUUAAAUAAAAGGCCCGAUUCUCUAGACAAUAAAGACAUGUUUGGUCAAGAUUCUAAAAGUAGUAAGAUAUGCUGCAAAGACAGACAUUGUCCAAGGAAGAUACAUAUAAGGCAACAGGAUUUAAGUGAACAGAAAGGUCAUAACCUUAGAUCAGAUGAUGAAACAAAGAAUUUUAUUGGAUUAGAGUCAUCUAAGACAUGCACUUUUAGAUCUCAGAACCAAUUUUUACAAGAUGAAUGUAAAAAUAGAGUAAAAUCUUCACCUAUAACUGAGAUUAAUUUAAUUGAUGAAAAAUGUUUUAAAAGAAUACAUGACGAGGAGGAACAUUUAGCAUGUAAACGACGAAAACUGCCAGAUAAAACAACACCAAAUGAUGAAGAUGUUAAUCAAACAAAUAGAAUCAAUGCAAACUGUGAUUGUGCAGGGAACAAGGACAUCAGAGAAGGGGAUCAGUAUAAUGAUAUUAAUAGAACAGGAGCUAAAUGUGUUGGUACAGGGGAGCAGGACAUGAGAGGAGAUGGAGACCAGUAUCACACAUUAGGAGUGUUCCGUAUCAAACCAGGCCGUGGUGAGCGUACAUUAUCCAUGUCCUGUAGUGAUAAGUUAUCUAGAUGGAAUGUUGUUGGUUGUCAAGGGGCACUACUCAGUCAUUUUAUACAGACUCCAAUAUAUUUCUCCAGUUUUACAAUUGGUAGAUGUUUAUAUAAUAAGUCAGCUUUAUACAGAGCAAUGGUAACCAGAUCAGAUGAAGUGACUGGUUUACCAGAUGGUUAUAGAGUUAACUCCCCUGAGCUGCUGCAAUCACAACUACAAUUUGAAGAUUCUAAAGAUUUGGUACCUAAUGGCAACCCAUCUUCAGCAGCUGUUGUAUGGCAUGAACCAGACAUAACUGACUGUUUAGUGAAUGGUAAAAGACAAGGAUUUACAAAGAAAAACUGGAGUAGUCCUAAAUCUAGGUCUAUAAUCAGUAGCUUUGCAUUGUUUGAACGAUUUUGGGAACUGGUAGAUUUAAUACCUGACGAGAAGAGACCACAAUCCUUAAGGUCUGUGAUAGAAAAUAAAAGCACUUAUUUGGAAUGUAAAAUGGCAUCAGUUACCUAUCAGUCUGCAUGGAGUAUACUGCUGAAGACCUAUGGGACGUGGGAACACAAGGACAAACAAUUACUCAUGUUUAAUAUUGUAAAUGAUUAAAUCUAUUUAUAUGAA